Molecule: messenger RNA, 1868 nt
Organism: Boleophthalmus pectinirostris (great blue-spotted mudskipper)
Lineage: Eukaryota; Metazoa; Chordata; Actinopteri; Gobiiformes; Gobiidae
Gene: pmm2
Product: phosphomannomutase 2
Exons: 8
Coding region: 238-990 (250 amino acids)
Biological process (GO): GDP-mannose biosynthetic process; protein N-linked glycosylation; mannose metabolic process
Cellular component (GO): cytosol
Molecular function (GO): phosphomannomutase activity
Source: RefSeq, a predicted model, not a curated record
AAUGCCUCUCGCCAUUCACUCAAACUGUCAGUGGAUGUUGUGACUUCUGCAUGUUGUGAGCAAGGAGCGAAAUCUGUCUUUAUUUUUAAUGAAGAUUAUAUUUAGUGGCAAGAAGAGAAUUCAACGACCACCUAGAUGCUAAAGUAGGGUGAACAUAUAAGAGCAAGCAUCGUAGAAAAGGCAAGAAGCAAUUUAUUUACUGCACGAAAGAGUGACAAAUUUGAGACAAAACUCAAAAUGACGGACGCUAAUGUGGACACUACUACGCUGUGCCUGUUCGACGUAGAUGGGACUCUCACGGCGCCCAGACAGAAAGCAACGCCAGACAUGUCUGAGUUCCUACAAAAGCUGAAGACGAGAGUUCGAGUUGGAGUUGUUGGGGGAUCAGACCUGAGCAAAAUCAAGGAGCAGCUUGGAGAAGAUAUUAUCCAGAAGGUGGACUAUGUAUUUGCUGAAAAUGGACUUGUGGCCUAUAAAAAUGGACAGCUACUUUCUGUCCAGUCGAUACAAGCUCAUAUGGGAGAAGAACUACUCCAAGACUUCAUCAAUUUCUGUUUAAACUACAUGGCCAAGAUCAAGCUGCCAAAGAAAAGGGGAACAUUUAUUGAAUUUCGAAACGGGAUGUUGAAUGUCUCUCCCAUCGGCCGCAGUUGCACACAAGAAGAAAGACAGGAGUUUUUUGAGCUGGACAAGAAAGAAAAGAUCAGAGAGAAGUUUGUUUCUGUGUUGAGGGAAGAGUUCAAAGGAAGAGGACUGUCAUUCUCCAUAGGAGGUCAAAUCAGCUUUGACGUGUUUCCGGAUGGCUGGGAUAAAAGAUACUGUCUGGGGAUCGUCGAAAAGGACCAUUACUCCUCCAUUCACUUCUUUGGAGACAAAACCAAACCUGGUGGAAAUGACUAUGAAAUCUAUUCAGACGAACGGACCAUCGGCCAUGAAGUCUCCAGUCCAGAGCAAACUAUACAAAUGUGCCAGCAACUUUUUUUUUCAUAAAAACUAACCACAAUUACUUUACUAGGACUACAAGAACUAAAUAGGUAGUAAACUUGGUUUAACCUAAAACUAAAUUAGGGUUUAACAGUCUGGAACUAAACUAGGACUAUUCAGGAUUAAACAAUGGACAUUAACCAGGGUAUCAAACUGAACUGACUGAAUCAGAACUCAACCAGGGCUAAACUGGUCCUGUUUGGUCCUGGUGCUGUUUGAGCUCAAAUAGGUAUAACAAGUUUGCAGUAAAAAAAAAAAAAGUUACUGAGUGAGGGAUUUUUCUUUUAAGACUAAAGCUAAACCUGUAAAUAAAUAUACAAAUUAUAGACUACUUACCAAUUUUAUAUCUGCAGUUUUAUAUGUUCUCAAAUAUAAAUAAUGUUCUUACUUUGUACCAUGUUUUACUGACAUACAAUGCUUACAAUAGUUUUGACCAGUUAGUUUGGAAUUAAAAGGACUCUGCACUGUGUAAUUUAUCUGGUGGUGUGUACAAUACCAGUUUGUUUCCAUGGAGAUGCUAAUUGUCUGGACAUAUCCACAGCAUUAACUUGUCUACCUUGAAGUUAUUCAGUUACAGGUAAUUGUAUUGGGGGAAAAAAAUGCCUUGAAAAACAUGUGGUAGUGUGAGCAGGUUAGCAUCCCCACAGAUCUGACCUGUAAGCUCAAUAGUCAAUCUUUAAUAUCCUUGUUCUACAAAAAUCGUAAAUCACUGUCACUGUAACUUCACUGUAUUUUGCCUUUUAUGAUCAAAAUGGUCAGUAAAACAUAUAGAAGGUUAUUUCUUAAAGCCUACUGUAAUUCUUGUGCUACUGUAAAAUUGACUUCUAAUGAAAUUAAUUAAAUGAAGGGAAAGUAAAGUGAAAAUAAAUGUGUGAAUAUCUUAA